CUCCACAUGCUGAGAUUCUGUCUCUUCAUCUGUUUGAUAUACUGGGUGAGGUCAGAUGAGGAGAAAAAAUGUCCUGAAUUUACAGAUCUUAAUAUAGGCAAUGCCUUGUCUGGAACAGAACUCCGAGUCCAGCUACUGCUAUACACAAGGACAAAUCCAGAUUGUUCUGAGAGACUCAUUGAAAACAAUGUCACUGCAUCCGAAUACCUUAAUACCUCCAAGAAAAUGGUCUUUGUUAUUCAUGGCUUCAGACCAACAGGAUCUCCACCAGCAUGGCUAGAUGACAUGAAAGAGCUUUUACUGUCCUCAGAGGAUAUUAAUCUCAUUAUAGUCGAUUGGAAUCGUGGUGCUACAACGGUGAAUUAUAUAACUGCUGUUGAAAACUGCAGAAAAGUUGCAGAAAUACUGAAGAAAUAUAUUGACCAAAUGCUGGUAGAUGGAGCUUCUCUUGACACCAUGUAUAUGAUUGGUGUUAGUCUUGGAGCUCAUAUAGCUGGUUUUGUUGGCCAAAAGUAUAAUGGCAGACUUGGCAGAAUUACAGGUCUUGAUCCAGCAGGCCCUUCGUUCACACGAGAACCACCAGAGAGAAGACUGGAUUGUACUGACGCCCAAUUUGUUGAUGUAAUCCAUUCAGAUACUGAUGCACUAGGUUUCAAGAAACCUUUAGGAACCAUUGAUUUCUAUCCAAAUGGAGGAACAGAUCAGCCUGGCUGUCCACGAACACUAUUUGGUGGACUUCAGUAUUUUAAGUGUGACCACCAAAGAUCUGUCUUCCUGUUCUUAUCAUCUUUAAAAAGAAAGUGCGACAUAAUAACAUAUCCUUGUGACUCUUACUUGGAUUACAAGAGAGGGAAGUGUGUUGAUUGUGAAGCUUUCCAGCCAAUGUCCUGUCCAGUACUGGGUUAUUAUGCUGAUAGAUGGAAAAAACUAUUAAUCCCAAAGUCUUCACCAACAAAAGCUUAUUUUGAUACCACGGACCAAGACCCAUUCUGCAUGUAUAAUUACUUAUUGGAUAUUACUACCUGGAAUAAAAGCAUUAGGAGAGGCUUCAUUAAUAUUAAAAUAACAGAUUAUGAUGGAAACACAGUAGAAUCAGUGAUGAAUAGUGAAGCUUCAACAUUUCAGCAAUACAAAAGAGUCAAAAUUCUAAGUGGAUUUUACCGUGACCUUGAGAAAAUAGCAAAAAUAUCGUUGACCUUUUCUACAAAAACUUUAAUAGGCCCGAAACACAAGCUUAGAAUUCUCCAGAUGAGGCUGAAAUCUCUUAAUAAUCCGGAAAGGCUGCAGCUGUGUAGAUAUGAUUUUGUACUGAUGGAGAACGUCGAACUGACCUUCAGACCUAUCCCUUGCCCAGAGAGGAGUGCAUGAAGAGACAGCAUCCACUAACUUAAUUUCUCUUACCGCAGUGACAUUUUGAUUCUUCCUCAGGAUAAAGAUUGCAUUGAGACAGGAAAUGGGAUAAGCUAGAUUUAUUUUCAAGAGUCUAUCUGGUAAUAUGCAUUACUGUCUUUUGAGUGCCUGAGGGUGAAAUUAAUUGAAAAGUUCAGAUAUCCAUGUAUUUGGGAAAUGUUAAUAAAGUAAAUGUAUCAUGGUGGAGGACAUGCAGUGGUCUAUUCAUUAUUAUUUGCUAGCAGUGGAGCAACUACUGAAUUAAAUAUGAAUUAUCUGCAUAAUCCUGGCACAGUAUUUG
This is a messenger RNA of Dryobates pubescens (Downy woodpecker), 1690 nucleotides long. It is a transcript of the gene LIPI, whose product is annotated as lipase I. Gene Ontology annotation, biological process: lipid metabolic process. NCBI's taxonomy places the organism in Eukaryota, Metazoa, Chordata, Aves, Piciformes, Picidae. Bases 7 to 1368 code for a protein of 453 amino acids. The record is from RefSeq and is a predicted model, not a curated record. The transcript is spliced from 10 exons. Gene Ontology annotation, molecular function: carboxylic ester hydrolase activity; lipase activity.